AUGUCGAAACGAAAACAGAGCGUCGCUCACAUAUUUCAGAUUGAUUGGCGACAAAGCAUUUUGAUUUGUUUGUGCAGACCCAUUGGAGAAGUCGCGAACGACGUAAGUAAGAAGAAUUAUGCAAUCAUAUUAUUUUGGAAAAAGGAAAGCGAGACAGAAGCAGACCUAGAGCUGGAGAUGAUGGAUGAGAACGCAAUGCCAAUGAACAAUGCGACCAUAAAUAAACGACAAAAAGUGGACAAGGGUAUGUUGGAACAUACAAUAUUUAAAGCUAGAAAUAACCAAUCUCACUAUGAAUGUUUGUCCAAUCAUCUGAAUAAAAGAUUGGAAUUGAAAUUCAUCAGAAGUCUUGAAACACAUAAAUUUAUGUUGCAGGGAAAAGAAAAGUUUUCCGAUAUAUGCGAAGUUUUCCACAUGAAUGAAUUUUAUCAUGACGAAAUUUCUUCAGCAAAAGUCAGAGAAAAUUUCCCCAACUUAAAUGGACUGAACAUCCUGUGA
This is a messenger RNA of Clunio marinus, 498 nucleotides long. The record is from the annotation of a GenBank genome assembly. NCBI's taxonomy places the organism in Eukaryota, Metazoa, Arthropoda, Insecta, Diptera, Chironomidae.